AACACUCCGAGCACUUUCCCUUUCUCAAUUAUGGCAGGCGCAGCGCAUCGUAAUACCGAGAAUGACGAUCAAGAGAUUUCUGAAGAGUAUUUGAACGAAAAUGACGUGCUCGUCGAAGUUGGCGAUGAUGGCGAUCUACCCAUGGACGAGGACGAUAGUGAAGACAUGGAGCACACAGGACAAGAGGGUGAGGAUGUUGAACCAAUGGGUGACGUUGUACACGAAGACAACUCCGUUCAGCACUUCCCGGAGCAUGGGAAAUCAGUGUUCGCGAUCUCUAUGCAUCCAACUCAGCCUAUAGCAGUGUCCGGCGGUGAAGAUGACUUCGGCUAUCUGUGGAACGUGCAGACCGGCGAAACUAUUGUAAAACUUACUGGACAUACCGAUAGUGUGACAAGCACUGGAUUUAGCGCGGAUGGCGAACUUGUUUCGACGGGUGGAAUGGACGGACACGUUAGGAUUUGGCGACGCGUUGGGAAAGAAAACUGGACGGUUUGGGAGUUCUUAACCGACUUACAGGGACCGGACGAGGUCAUGUGGUUAAGGUGGCAUCCAAGAGGUGCUGUCCUGCUUGCCGGGUCAAAUGAUGGUACCGUUUGGUUAUGGCAAUUACCCUCUGGCAACACGAUGCAAGUAUUCGCAGGCCACACCGGUCCCGUGCAAUGCGGAGAGUUCACUCCUGACGGUAAACGAAUAAUAACUGCCGACGGCGAAGGCACGCUCAUCUUCUGGGACCCUCGUUCCCCUGCACCCGUGUUCAAGCUCUCCUCAUCCGACGCGCGCUUCAACCUUGACGGCAUCACCUCUCUCUCAGUCAACUCCGCAUCUACUCUUGCUGUCGUUGGUGGUGUUUCCGGAGGCGUGCGCGUUGUAAGCUUAAGCAAGGGAGACGUCGUUGGAGGACUGGAAGGUCACAAGGAAGGAGAAAGUGUCGAAGCAGUUCAAUUUCUUGACCUAGCAGGUGCUGGAGCGGGAAGCGGUGUUGUCGUCACGGGUGGUACAGACGGUAAAGCGUGCAUCUGGGACUUAUCUACUAUGCGACUACGGACAACGUUAGAACAUGAGGACGCAAUCACUUCACUUCUCGCACAUCCAUCACCCAAAAACCACCUCAUCACAUCCAGUUCAGCUGACAAGACUCUCCGAACAUGGGAUGCCCGAACGGGCAAACUAUUGAAAGAACAUAAAGGUCACUCUGGUCCGGUUCUUGGUGCUGCACUCGGCUUGGCUGGCUCGGUAGUUGUUAGUGCUGGUGAUGAUGGCGUUUGUCUUGUAUUCGAAACGGAAUAGAUUUAUCUUUCCUUAGGAGUAUUGUAUAUCCCUAGCUCUGCUCACUUUUCGUAUUUCUGUCAGAUAUUGCUUCAGUGUAUCUCCUGAGGACAAUGAUUGUAUGAAUGAC
Fomitiporia mediterranea MF3/22 is the source of this 1399-nucleotide messenger RNA. Its product is annotated as WD40 repeat-like protein. Lineage: Eukaryota; Fungi; Basidiomycota; Agaricomycetes; Hymenochaetales; Hymenochaetaceae. The transcript is spliced from 5 exons. The coding region runs from base 31 to 1290 and encodes 419 amino acids. Gene Ontology annotation, molecular function: protein binding. The record is from RefSeq and is a predicted model, not a curated record.